AUGGUUGGUAGUAGUAAAGGAUCAUCAUCAUUAUAUGAUGUCAAUGAUAUCAAUUCCUUUACAACAACCACCACCACAUCCAUUCAACAAGGAUUGGUAACUGUCUAUGUUGACAAUAGAUCAAAGUGUAUCAGAGAUUGUGGUAACCAAACACAACCAUUCGUCUCUAUUAGAGAUGCUCUUGUAUUCCUUCAACUCGAUGUUAAAGUCAUCAGCAGUGCAAAGAUCCUCGUUGAACCUGGUGUCUACGAUGGCAUCAAUAACAAAGAAUUAGAUAUCGCCAAUGGUUUGGAUUUAGAAAUAUCAGUUGUACAUGGCCAAAAGGAUGUAUUGAUGACAUUGGAGAUUCCAAAGCUUGGUGUUUUGAGCAGUAUGGUAGUCAUCAAGUGUGAUAGUAUUGGUCGUGCAUUUAGAGUAUCCGGACCAUCGACUAAAUUAUCUAUCAAUGGUUUGGCAAUUGUUGGUUGUAGUAAUGGUGAAGGUGGUGGUAUUGUAGUGGAGGAUGGUGCUACAUUGAUUACAAUGAGUACUAUAUUCACACAAACUCAGGCCACAAUUGGUGCUGCUUUGAGCCUACGAUCUAGUUCUGCCCAUUUAACCAAUACACUCUUUUUUGCCAAUUCCUAUCAUUUUGGUACCGUCAUUUCAUCGGUUGGUUCAAGAGUCGUAUUCACCAACUCGCAUGCACCAUGUGAUCCAGAUGACCCUCUCCCUCGGUAUAUUAUCCGACUCGUCAACGAUAAUGACCAAGUUGCAUCCUUUUAUCCAGACGAUGAUUCAACUAUUGGUCAUGGUCUGUCAGCUGUCUACAAUGAAAAUUUCAUCGACUCUCCUUGUGCGCUUCCUUUUUGUCGUCCACCCAUUCAAACAAAUGGACAAUGUUCACAAGUUGAAAUUGAUAGUGCACUGGCCAAGAUAAAUAUUAAUACGGUUGAUCCACUAACCAUAUCUAGAACAACGUGUAAUAGUAAUGGAGUGUGUGAUCAUCUGACAGAAGAUUGUUUUGCAUGUCCAUCAGAUUGCUCUUGUGUCUUUGCAAACACCUAUCUCCUCCACAGCCAGUCAUCGGCAUCUGUAACAAGUAAUCAGAGACCAACUAAAAUGUUGUCGUUACCAGUUGUCAGUGGAGCCAACCAAGGCCAUCUUUUGUUCUACGUUAGACCCGAACAUAAAAACAAUCAUCUAUUGAUCGAGGUUGAGGCAUGUGCCGUUACAUUGACAGUCAAUGGAAAACAAGAACUUGUCAUACUCGAAGGUCCACACAACAACUACCAACAUUUACUUCGUAUUGCCAACACCACUUCCACCUCUAGAUUCCAAGUAGAUUUCAAAUGUAACACCGUCAACAAAAAUAGUUCAUUCUCUAUCAAGUAUAGAGAUACUGAUAAUGAUGAUUUUAGAUUUAUUGAUGGUUUCUAUUCAAUCAAUUCAUGUAACGAUGGAAUAUUAAAUCAACAAGAGGCAAUAACAACUUCUAAGUUUUAUUGUCCACAAGAUAUUGGUAGUUAUGUUGACUUUUCAGGUGAUGGAAAUCAAAAGGCACCAAGAUGUUCCGACAAUCAGUGUAAUGAAAUCCCCGAUGAAUGUCCAAUUGAUUGUUAUACUGAAUUUGCCAAAAAUUGUAGAGAAUUGGCAUCUCCAUCAAAUAUCGAUAAUAGAUAUAAAAAAGAUGAAUUUUUAGGAGCAUUACUUAAUAAUCAAUAUUUGUAUGCUUUACCGGGUAUUGAUGCAUUUUCACAUGGUAUUGAUAUACUUACUGGCAAGAGUAAGGAUACACGUAUAUUCCAUUUUGGGUAUUGUGACGACGAACCAUUCUCAACCAUUCAUGAUAACUAUCGUGGAUUGGUGUAUACUAUCCCAUACGGGUUGAGUGGUGUACCAGCACCCAAGUGUUCCUAUGAAAGCUCUUCAACCAUCUAUUCGGCCUCUUUCCAAAUGGCCGAUGAAAUGUCACAGGAAACUAGUUUGGACGCGUCGGUAUCUGCAUCUGGAGGGUUCUGGGGUAUCUCGAUUGGGGCUUCAGUUGCCUACUCACAAGAUCGAUCGGUUCAAAUGGCCAGAGAAAUGGAACAAACCUCUUCCAAAACAUUUAUCGUCUCCAAAGCCAAAUGCUCAGUGAGCAAGGUUGUUUUGACGGAAAGUGAAACUAAAUUCCAUUUACUCUUUUUAAAGGAUCUUGUCAAUGCAGACACAUUGCCCAAGAUGGUGGUUGUCAUUGCUAGGUACGGUACUGCUUAUUUAAAGAAUGCUGUGAUGGGUGGAAAGAUCCGUCUCAUGACAACCAUCUCGAACGAGUUUGCAUCGAAAAGUACUGAAUCAGAGUUGCAACAAAAUGCAGCUUUAUCAUUGUCUGUACAGGCGUCUAGUCCAAUUGGAUCAGCUUCAGUUAGCGGGUCAGGUCAAUCAAGCGGAGCAACGUCUGCCGCGUCCCAAAGUGAAUUCAACCGAGAAAGUACACACUCUCAAAUCAUGACGGAUGGUGGUAGUCCCGGCGCAUUCUCACCCGACGAGUUUGGAGCCAACACCUUUUCAGAUUGGGCAUCAAGUGUUGACUUGAGACCAGUUCCCAUCCAAUCGGAAUGGGGGUACAUCUCUGACUUAAUCCCAAGUGAUUGGAAAGUGGCUGGUAGCACAACUAAAACAAUCAAGAAUCUUUGGAGAAUGGCAGAGUUUACUUCAAACUUUCAAGCUAAAACUUCCAAGCCUGUCGAUAGCACCAUAGCAACAAGAGUUAGUAAUAGGGCAUUAACCUAUUUAUUGGUCACAUCAACAGCUUCCGAUGCACCACUCAACGAUGUUUUCACACUUACAUUUGCUCAACCAUCUGGCUCGGCCGAUACGGUGAGUGUGACAAUGACAACUCCCAACAGAUUGUUUUGGUUCUCUGCCCCCGAUGACACAUUCAAGCUUGCUGCAGCUCCCACUGUUGGCCACCAUAUUAUCGAUAUUCUGACAUCUCGUGUCUACACUUUUGACCCACUCGUUGGUACACUCCCAGUCGCUCCCACUCCAGGUCUCAUCGAGGUGCGUAUCAGUGAUCUUUCAUUUGUGCCAACUAUGACAGGUCAAAUCGCCGUCACUGUCUUUGGAUCAAGAGGCUCACACAAAAUACUCAAAUCAUUCCCAUUCCCAGAUGGUUCUACCUUUGCACUGUACAACUUUGUCUUGCAAACAGACGGACAAUUGGGAGACUUGGUAUCACUCAAGUUGGAAUUCCUUCCAGAGUUGAACCAGCCUGCCAACAGACUCAUCAACUUUAAAUACUACAAUGUCGUACAACAUUGCUCAGUCAACAUUAACAAGGCCGAUCGCAUUUGCAAGCCCAAUGCCAAAAUGUUGUACAACAGCGGUUUGACCACUACCGAGUCUCGUUUCCUCCAGUAUAUCACUGCCACUCGUAUGUCUCAACCUUUACAUUUAGCAUUGUCACCUAUCAUUCGUACCGGUACUAAAAUAGUCACUCCAAGUGGUGUCACUACAAUUUAA
Molecule: messenger RNA, 3486 nt
Organism: Cavenderia fasciculata
Lineage: Eukaryota; Evosea; Eumycetozoa; Acytosteliales; Cavenderiaceae
Exons: 5
Coding region: 1-3486 (1161 amino acids)
Source: RefSeq, a predicted model, not a curated record